AGGAAUUUUUCAUUCGAAGCACUUUGCCAUUUACUCUUCACAGCAGAGCAGACUCGGCACAAGAGUCUAUUUAACUACUGUAGUCAAAAGGAUUUUCAAGGACGUAUUCAGAGGAGGAAUGCCAGCUCCUGAGCAGAGCCCAGUGAUGGAGGAGGGGCUUCUGCUGCCAAUCAGAGACAGAACGGCCAAUCACGGCAUGGAGCCCGACAGCACCGCCACCAACAUCCUGGCCUCUGUGAAAGAGCAGGAGCUCCAGUUUGAGCGGCUGACCAGAGAGUUGGAGGUGGAGCGGCAGAUUGUGGCCAAUCAGCUGGAACGAUGCAGACUGGGGGCCGAGUCACCGGGCGCUGCUAGUGGCAGCUCGUCUGAGAAGUCUCUGCCCUGGCGAUCAGCAGAUGCAUCCACCUCUGGUGACGGCAAGUCGCGGUUGACGGACAGCUCGCAGUCGCCCUCCUUCCGGCUCCGCAGCGAAGGGGAGCAGCUGUCGCUCUACUCCCCCGAGCAGACCUCUCUCCAUGAAAGGUCCACAGGGAACUCGCGCAGCUCCACACAGAUGAACUCCUACUCGGACAGCGGCUACCAGGAUGCCAGUAGCUACUACAGCAGCCAGAACCUGGGCAAGUCGGAGCUGAGACUGCAGCACUCGUACCCGGGCACCGCCGGCAGCUCCACCCUCAUGAGGAAUGCCCGCGCCGAGGGUCAGACCUCCGUGCAGACGCAGGGUGCGGCGGCAGCUCCAGGCCGAGCCAUGCGGCGGGUCAGUUCGGUCCCCUCCCGUACCCAGUCCCCGGCCUACGCCAGCUGUGCCAGUAGCAGUGGCAUCUCGCCCUCCCGCGGCUCCCUCCGGGCCUCUAUGGGUGCGGGCGGCGGAGCAGGAGGAGGAGGAGGAGGGGGCAGCUCGUACGGCUCGCCUAUCGUGACGGAGCCGCGGCCGUUGCCCAGCAUCUUCUCCAGCACCACGCUGCCCGGUGCCGGCCGCGCCGGGUCGCCCUACUCCAACCAGCGCACCAGCUCGCCGGCCGCCCUGCGGCGCGUGGGCUCCACCAACUCCCGUUCAGGCUCGGUCGCGGGGGCGGGCAGCCGCACCACCUCCCCUUACCAGGCGCUGGGGGCCGAGGGGCAGCCGGGGGUCGGCGUGGCGGGCAUGGGGGGUUCCCCCGGGCGCCUCGUGGGCAUGACGGCCAUGCCCCAACAGCACUACAACACCGUGGGCCCGGACUGCCCGCGCUCGGCGAUGCACGACCCCACAGACCCAUACGCCGCCACGCAGCCCUACGACAUCUACGAGCGCAUGGUGGCCAGGCCCGACAGCCUCUCAGACACUCUGGAGGAUGACCUUCAAGCGGGUCUGCGGACCUCCUAUGCCAGUCAGCACAGCCAGAUGGGGCAGGACCUGCGGUCAGCCAUGUCGCCUGACCGCCACAUUACGCCCAUUUACGAGGAUCGCACCUUCCAGAGCCCCCUCUACCGCAGCCCCAACCACGCAGGCAUGGAGCUGGGCCACGCCCCGCACACCGCCCUCUACAGGACCUCCUCAGGUGUGGGAACCCUGCAGCGGAGCUCGAGCCAGCGGAGUGCCCUGACGUACCAAAGAAGCAACUACGCCCUGAACUCGACCGCCACCUACGCAGACCCCUACCGGCCCUCGCAGUACCGGCAGGCCGGAGCGCCCGACGACAACACGCGCUCCCCCUCCAUUGACAGCAUCCAGAAGGAUCCCAGGGAGUUUGCGUGGCGUGACCCUGAGCUGCCGGAGGUGAUCCACAUGCUGCAGCACCAGUUCCCCUCGGUGCAGGCCAACGCCGCCGCCUACCUGCAGCACCUGUGCUAUGGAGAUAACCGCAUCAAGGCCGAGGUUUGUCGGCUGGGCGGGAUCAAGCACCUGGUGGAUCUGCUGGACCACAAGGUGCUGGAGGUGCAGCGCAACGCCUGCGGCGCCCUGAGGAACCUGGUCUACGGCAAGGCCACCGACGACAACAAGGUGGCCGUCAGGAACGCCGGCGGCAUCCCCGCCCUGCUCCGGAUGCUGAGGAAGACCGUGGACGCCGAGGCCAGGGAGGUGGUCACAGGGGUGUUGUGGAACCUGUCCUCCUGCGACACGGUGAAGAUGACAAUCAUCCGGGACGCCUUAACUACUCUGACCAACACUGUGAUCAUCCCGCACUCCGGCUGGAGCAGCUCCUCGUUUGACGACGACCACAAGCUCAAGUUCCACUCCUCCCUGGUGCUGCGCAACUCCACUGGCUGCCUGAGGAAUCUUAGCUCGGCUGGGGAGGAGGCCAGAAAACAGUUGCGUGGCUGUGAGGGGCUCGUCGACUCCUUGCUCUACGUCAUCAAGGCCUGUGUUAGCACCUCCGACUUUGACAGCAAGAUUGUGGAGAACUGUAUUUGCACUCUGAGGAACCUUUCGUACCGGCUGGAGCUGGAGAUCGCCCCAUCGCGAUUGGUCGGCACUCAGGAGCUCGAUGGCCUGUUGGGGUCAGAGUCGCCCAGUAAAGAGGUGGACUACGGCUGCUGGGGUCGCAAGAAGAAAAAGAAGAAGAAAGACUCACAUGAAGACCAGUGGGACGGCGUUGGCCCCAUCCCUGGCUUCUCCAAGUCUCCCAAAGGGGCGGAGAUGCUGUGGCACCCGGCGGUGGUCAAGCCUUAUCUCACCCUGCUGGCCGAGAGCUCCAACCCGGCUACGCUGGAGGGCGCCGCAGGGUCGCUACAGAACCUGUCAGCGGGCAACUGGAAGUUUGCGGCGUACAUCCGUGCGGCGGUGCGUAAGGAGAAGGGUCUGCCCAUCCUGGUGGAGCUGCUGAGGAUGGACAAUGACCGGGUGGUGUGCUCCGUGGCCACCGCCCUGAGGAACAUGGCUCUGGAUGUCAGGAACAAGGAGCUGAUUGGGAAGUAUGCCAUGAGGGACCUUGUCAACCGGCUCCCAGGGGGCAACACCACCCAGCUGUCGGACGAGACGGUGGCGGCCAUUUGUUGCACUCUCCACGAGGUCACCAGCAAGAACAUGGAGAACGCCAAGGCCCUGGCCGACACGGGGGGCAUCGAGAAGCUGGUGAACAUCACCAAAGGCCGGGGAGAGAGGUUCUCCAUGAAAGUGGUGAAGGCUGCAGCCCAGGUGCUGAACACUCUCUGGCAGUACAGAGACCUGCGCACCAUCUACAAGAAGGAUGGAUGGAACCAGAAUCACUUUGUCACCCCAGUGACGACGUUGGAGCGCGACCGGUUCAAGUCUCAGCCCACUUUACCAACCAGCACCCUGCAGAUGUCCCCAGUCCACCAGUCUGCGGGCAGUGCCACCUCCUCUCCUGCCAUGCUGGGCAUCAAAGAGCAGCGCUCCGAUUACCAGAGGGCCCCGUCAACUAUGCAAUUUUAUAACUACCAAGGCGACAACAAUGUACAUAAAAACCAAUACACAGGGUCUGCGAAGUCUUCGCCAUAUUACAUUGGGUCCUAUUCCUCACCAACACGAGAGGAGCCCAGAAGAACACAACCACAGUUCUAUGGCGAUGAACCGGGCAGGAGGAACUAUGACACCUACCGAAUGUACCUGCAGUCGCCCCAUGGCUACGAGGAGCGCUACCUGGAGGACAGUGCCGUGCGCUACUCCACGGCAGACUACGCUCCCCAGCCGCUCGGGCUCAAAGCCACCACUAACUAUGUGGACUUCUAUUCCACCACACGGAGGCCUUCUUACCGGGCAGAACAGUACCCGGGCUCCCCUGACUCCUGGGUAUAGACCAGAGAGCGAGAGAGAGCGAGUAAGAGAGAUUAUUGUAGAGGCACGGGACCUUUGCCAAGAGGCUCCAUGAACUCUUCCACAUGAACUUUUAUUUUGCGUGUCAGUUUGUCUGUUUUUUUUUUGUUUUGUUUUGUUGUUGUCGUUUGUCUCCUUUUUUUAUAUAAAACAAAGUUAAAGAUGAAUGUGGCGGUCGUUCAGAUGAAAUCAGAUGGGUGAAAUGGAAAGUGAGCCAAAGAAGGAAUUCAUGGAAUGUUUGUUGUUUUUGAUUUAAAAAAAAAAAGACAUGGAGAGUGAGAGGGAAAGGAAGAAUCUUGCAGUGAGUGUGUCAGGACAAAGGGGCGAGGAUGCCGGGCGCUAGUGUGCCACAGGCUCCUUGCACUGUGUAAGGGUUUGUGUUUGCUUUUUUUCUUUUGAAGACGUAGUUGUGAUAGCAUGGAGAAAGAGUGAGUAAUGUGAUUAAAAAAGGUUUGCGAUAGAGAAUCAGGUGGGGAAUGUGUAUGUAGGCCAAAAUCGAUCACCAACAUGUAUCUGUAAAAAAAAAAAAGAAGAGAAAUAAUAAUAAUCUAAUGUCAUUAGUUUGUACAGAGGGAACAAAUUGUAUUCGUACCUAUUGUUGAGAUUGUGAAUGCCACUAAGUCUUGUACAUUUCCAUCAUUGUAUUGUAAAUACAGAAAAAAAAGGCCACCAGGUUUACGCUCAUCAGCACGGAUGUGUGCUAUGUUGAAUUGAAUAUAGGUAAAUAAAUAUAUGGAAUAUGAAGGGUGAUGGUGGGGGCAACGUUGGCAUUGAAAACACUCUGGAGUAAUAAAAAAAAUCACUUUUGUUUUUUAAA
This is a messenger RNA of Alosa alosa (allis shad), 4571 nucleotides long. RefSeq names its product plakophilin-4-like. Gene Ontology annotation, cellular component: cytoplasm; plasma membrane; adherens junction. Gene Ontology annotation, biological process: cell-cell junction assembly; cell-cell adhesion. Gene Ontology annotation, molecular function: cadherin binding. NCBI's taxonomy places the organism in Eukaryota, Metazoa, Chordata, Actinopteri, Clupeiformes, Clupeidae. The record is from RefSeq and is a predicted model, not a curated record.